This is a messenger RNA of Penaeus chinensis, 1197 nucleotides long. RefSeq lists its product as uncharacterized. The coding region runs from base 1 to 1197 and encodes 398 amino acids. The record is from RefSeq and is a predicted model, not a curated record. Lineage: Eukaryota; Metazoa; Arthropoda; Malacostraca; Decapoda; Penaeidae. Gene Ontology annotation, biological process: DNA integration. The transcript has 7 exons. Gene Ontology annotation, molecular function: nucleic acid binding.
AUGACCAAGGGUGUUGUGGUGCUUCCUAUCCUCAGCAAGGAAUUUGCAUCUAGGGGCCAGGUUGAUUUGAUUGACAUGCAAUCAAUUCCACACUCUAACUUUAAAUGGAUCAUGGUGUACCAAGACCAUUUCACCAAAUUCUGCAUUCUUUGUCCUCCUCAAACCAAACGUGCCGCAGAGGUUGCCUUCCAGCUUGUAGAUAUCUUUCUUCUCAUAGGUGCCCCUGCUGUUCUUCAAAGUGAUAAUGGCUCAGAGUUCACAUACAGGGGGAUUACUGAGAUAAAAGAAAUCUGGCCAAGUCUCACCAUGGUUUAUGGGAAAACAUGUCAUCCACAAAGUGAGGGUUCUGUGGAACGUGCAAAUGGUAACAUUAAGGAUAUAUUAGUUAUACCUGGCUUGCAGACAAUAAUUCACAAAACUGAAGUUGUCUCAAGGUUGGAUAGUGAGGAUGAUCUCAUAGCAGGUAUGUCAGGAGAUGAUACAACAACAAUAACAACAACAACAGGUUCUGCUGCAAGUUCUACUGGUUCAGUGACCCCUAGCGAAGCGACUACAAGUAACAAUAAUGAUUUAUUGACCACUGAAAUGACUGAGGCACUUUCUGUUGAUGCCAUUGUUCAAACUCCUCAGAUACUUCAAGAUCACCAAGACCAAAUUCAGAAACAUAGAGGGGAAACAUACAGAGAACAGGUAUCCCAAGCUGAGAGAAUGGUCAAACGUAGUCGCUUAGACUUUAAAGUUGGUGAACCUGGUGACAAUGUUGCUGUCCCAAUUCCAUCUGUGGAUCAUGGUAGAGGAGAUUCACGGAAUAUCCUGGGUGUUACUGUCAGGAGAGAUUUGGACAAUGACCAGUAUAAGAUCGCUCGUUUGCUGACAGAAGAUGACGUAAAUCAGGAUACUGCAGUGUCACUUCGAAGAGCUGUUAUUGCCCAAUCUGCAUGUGGUGGUCAGGGAUUCACUAGAUUCAACUGUAGUGGUCUGAAGAAAUGUUCAACUAACAGAUGUAUCCAAAUAGCAAUCAGUUCUAUUAAUGUUAUUAAGGGCAUUAUUGCAGGUCAUAACUCUAACCCUUGCUCAUCCACAAAUGUGAAAAGAUCGAAACGUGUUAGUUUUGUCCAACAUGGAAGUUCUUGCAUGAAUUCAGAUGAUCAUAUCACUGCUACAAGGUUCAGAGGCCUACUUGAUGAUUUGUAUUAG